Molecule: messenger RNA, 1484 nt
Organism: Cyprinus carpio (common carp)
Lineage: Eukaryota; Metazoa; Chordata; Actinopteri; Cypriniformes; Cyprinidae
Product: bcl2-associated agonist of cell death
Biological process (GO): apoptotic process
Cellular component (GO): mitochondrion
Source: RefSeq, a predicted model, not a curated record
AGAUCAGACAAUGGAUAACACAUUACAUGACCAUCAAGAUGAUCCCAGCACCUGGAAUAACAAAAAGAAAGGAAGAGGAGAGACAAUCAAAAACCAAGGACAACAUCAGGAUCAAACCUUGCCAAACAUUUCUCCUCAAGGACGUGUGCGGCUCUAUUCGGAGUCUCAGGUGUAUACGGUCAGCCGCUGGCAGGAAGCAGAGCCCCAGGAUGGAGCAUUGGUGGAGGAGAACGGGGGAUUGAGAGAUGCACUUCCAUUCAGAGGUCGUUCUCAGUCUGCUCCUGCUGCGCUGUGGAAAGCAAAGAAGUACGGACGGCAGCUGAGGAGGAUGAGCGAUGAAUUUGACACAUGGCUUGACAAAGGAGAAGUCAAAAGAGUGAACAGCCAGAAACAGACCUACCGAGGAUGGUUCUCAUUCCUCUGGAGUCCCAAAGAAGAAGAGGGCAGAGAAUGAAGUAGUCUUGCUUUAACAAUGCUUUACACACCAUUAUAACAGUUACCAGACAGCUGCUCUCAGAUGAAGGCUGAUGUGAUCACCAUCAUGGCCUUUUUGUAAUUGAUGUGCUCAAACUAGUGCAAAAACGGUCAUCUGAGAGAAUGGGGGAAAAAAUGCUGUAUCACAAUUCACCACUGCAAUAACAUAUGUUUAAUUAAAGGUAUUGUCAGUGUUUCUUCAAUUUGACAAUCUUAAAAGGGACAAUCUCCUAAAAUGCUACAAUUUAUUGGAGAAUCUUUCAAAAAGAUUCUUUUUUUCUGAUUCAAAAAAUGAAACUCUAUUAAAAAACUAUUUAUUGAUAUGUAUUAAAUUCAUAUUUGACAAAGAAAUGUGUUCUAAGAUGUAUUUUAUAGAUGGAUAUAUAGAUGUGCGUUUUGUUGUACUAAAGGCUGGAGCGGUUGCUUGCAAAAUGUAAAUAUAAUUCAAGAACUGUGACACCGGAUAAAGUAAGUUGUGAAGUACAGGUCAGUGAUGGUAAUGAUAAUACGGGUAAAUUUAUUUCAGUUCAUUUUUGCUACAUCUCAGGUUUGUUUGUUUUUUAAUGCCAGACUUGUGGUGAAUAACUAGUAAGAUUGGAUGAAAUCAUUUGUUCUGCCAUCUCUUUUAUGCUGACUAUACUUGGAAAUGUCACCAGGAAAACAAUUCCUCACUGCCUUUCAUGUACAUAUCUCCCCUUUGUAGAGUUGUCUGUAGUCUCUAUUGGAUUGUUUUCUUUUUAUAUUCCAUCUGCUUUUCUUGUAUGUAAAACAACUGUCAGUUUCUGCCAAACUUGUGGGGAGGCAAAUAUGUGCAGAUGGACAAGUUCUGUUUCUGUACUAUCAGCCUUGCCGAUUCUUUCAUUCCUUUUUUAAGCUCCUUGUACAUAUUUACACUUGUUAACAUAGAUUGAGUGGUGGAUGAACUGUUGAAAUACUUUUCAAACAAUCACAAGUUUUUAACAUUUUUUUCCUAUAAUUUUGUGGUAAAAAUAAAAGAUUUUCUGGCUGAA